Guyanagaster necrorhizus is the source of this 974-nucleotide messenger RNA. RefSeq lists its product as uncharacterized. The record is from RefSeq and is a predicted model, not a curated record. Bases 222 to 827 code for a protein of 201 amino acids. Lineage: Eukaryota; Fungi; Basidiomycota; Agaricomycetes; Agaricales; Physalacriaceae. The transcript has 4 exons.
UUAGACCGCAACAAGAAGAUUUCGACGAACAACGCAUUAGAUGUGCAUGAGACGCGUCUCCACCACCGCUGAUUGAUGAUAAUGGUUGACAAUAUAUAUGACAGGGUCUCGCUGUUUUGACUGCUGCUCCCUUCCCCUCCCUCCUUCCCCUCCCUUCAACUGGUGCUGCAGCGCGGUUCCAGUACACGACACUGCGAAAUAGUUAUCGCUGAGCGAUUAUCAUGAGCACUGGUUGCGCUCCCGUUUUGACAGUCACGUCUUCCGUUCGUCGUGAAAGGGUCGAGACCACGCUUCGCCAUCACGAGUCUGGUGCAGCCGGGCAAUCUUUGGCUACUUCAACAUUAUAUGUUGCGACACUGUGGGCGUAUCUGCCUGUAGUUUCAGCGGCCGAAGUCUGUCACACCACUGAUUCCGGCGACAACGUAUGCAAACAGCGGAUAUCGACGGCUGUCAAGGUGGCCAUCGGUGUUGUCGUCAUCGCCGUGUUUCUCCUUGCUCUAGGGGUGUUCUACUUCAUUCGCCGCUCCCGCAGUAAGAGACAAGAAGAAGAAUCUUCUGGCUUUGACAUCGAGCCUAGCCAGAUUGAAGGUCCUCGAGCGACUGCGGCGGUGUCCUUGCCGACGACGACCUACGCCGCCAAAUAUGAUCCAUCAUCAGCACCGGUCCGUAUGAGUUCGCCGAGUGUGUCAGGGAAGAGUAAGAAGAUAUUUGCAAAUUUGAGGCAGGGACCCAGUACGGCUCCGACGGGUCGUUCAUAUCCUUUCGAGGGGUACUCGUCAAAGAACCCUCCGCCCCGCUCAUUGCCUACUACUGGUGCAAAGUUCUAGACUAUAUCCUCCUCCUCCUGGACUUGUUUCCUGUCUCAUCACAGCCCCUAUUUUAAACUUCCACCGCAACUAUAUCAUUGAUGGUCAUCUUUAAUUUCAAGUUUGUCUGAGCAGUGGCUAGUCCAAGCAGGAAGGACCAUUCUUUCG